GAACAUAUAAAACACAAAAUGAAUACUGUUAUUGUAACUGGUGCUAACGCAGGGCUCGGCUUUGAAACCUGCCGACAGCUCGCUGGGGAGGCUGAGGUGCACAAAGUGAUCUUGACCUGUCGCAGUGAAGCAAAAGGGAAGGACGCUGUGGCCCAGCUCGUAGGCCUGACCAAAAAGCCGUCAACUUUUUUCGAUGUGGUUGUUAUGGAUACAACUGAUAUCGUUUCGUGCAAGAUUGCUGCGGAGAAGGUACUAAACGAGUAUACGGUGAAUGGUGUGGUGCUUAACGCUGGAGGGAACAUCUCAGGCAACGAUAGCAAGGGCAACCCGCUAAUGCAUCUAGCUAAUGUGAUAGGCCACGUUGUGUUUACCGAGGAACUAUUAGACAGCGGUAAAAUCGACCAACUGACUGUGGUGUAUUCAGGAAGUGAAGCGGCACGGGGUGUGUCCUCAUUGAGCAUGAAACCUGCUAAAUUCGACGAACCGUAUAAGGAAGAUGUUUAUAACCACCUAUCUGGUAAGAGCAAACGUGAAUUUAAUGGUGAUAGUGCCUACAAAUACACCAAAGCGAUUGCGGCGUUGUACAUAGCAUCGCUUGCGCGAAAGAAUCCUAAGCACCACAUAGUGACCUGCAGUCCAGGAAUGACAGCUGGUACCAACAUAAUGGAUAACUAUGUCAGCAGCGGGGUGUUUAAGUUCUUCAUGCUGAAUGUUGCAGUGCCGCUACUCGGUCUAUUUGGCAUGGCUCACUCAGUUGACAGUGGUGCUUCAAGAUACGUAGAUGCUUUGUUUAAGAGGGGAAAUGCGGACGUAAAGUCUGGUACCUUCCUAGCAUCAAAAGAGGGGGGUCUUUCUGGUCCGGUGGAGGACCAAAGCACCUUCAUUCCCAUAUUUGCCGAUACAAAGCUCCAGGAUGAUGCUUAUGAUGCAGUUCACGACCUUAUUCGAACAUUGUAAGGAUUAAAAGUGUUGUCUCACUGAUAAUCGUACAACAACGAAUCAGUAUAUUAGAUGUAGAAAAUACACUUGGUACUUUUAAACCCUGCUAACAUUCUCGAACCGAAGAUAUUUUGUCAUCAUACCUAAAAAAAUAAAAAUUGUCAAAAA
Messenger RNA from Sphaeroforma arctica JP610, 1107 nucleotides. RefSeq lists its product as hypothetical. The coding region runs from base 19 to 957 and encodes 312 amino acids. NCBI's taxonomy places the organism in Eukaryota, Ichthyosporea, Ichthyophonida. The transcript has a single exon. The record is from RefSeq and is a predicted model, not a curated record.